CCACUCAUGUGACUGAAACAAACACGAAUGCAAAUCUUGUCUAACCUGUAGUAAAAAUCAUGUGAAUGAUAUUUUAUUGCCUUCCCGGCGGCAGCUAGACGGACGUUGACUUGCACCAGCGGCUGAUCGGGUGUAGUUAGAUCUGUGUUUGUUAGAAUAAACGAUGCACUUGUGGAUAUGCGCAGUGUGCUGUGUGCUGGUGGCCUCUGCAGAACGGUACAGUCCUGACUGGGACAGCCUGGACUCCAGACCUCUGCCGAAAUGGUACGACGAAGCCAAGUUCGGGCUGUUCGUCCACUGGGGAGUGUUUUCGGUGCCGGCUUUCGGCAGUGAGUGGUUCUGGUGGAACUGGAAGGGUGCGCUGGAUCCCUCAUACAUCGGCUUCAUGCUGAAGAAUUAUCCUCCUGGGUUCACUUACGCACAGUUCGCACCACAAUUUAACGCGCAGUUCUUCCAGCCAGACGACUGGGCAGAAGUGUUCGAGGCUUCAGGAGCCAAGUACAUUGUUUUUACUACAAAACACCAUGAAGGUUUUACUAACUGGGCAUCGCCAACGUCAUGGAACUGGAACUCUGUUGAUAAUGGGCCUCACCGGGACCUUGUCGGGGAGCUGGGGGCUGCUAUUAGGAAGAGGUCUCUGCACUAUGGACUCUACCACUCCAUGUAUGAAUGGUUCAAUCCCCUGUAUCUUAAAGACAAGGAGUCAGGCUUUAAGACCCAGGAAUUUGUUUAUAGCAAAACCUUGCCAGAGCUCAUUGACCUUGUCAAAAGAUACCAGCCAGAGCUGAUCUGGUCAGAUGGGGAUUGGGAAGCCCCUGACACCUACUGGAACUCCACUGAAUUUUUAGCCUGGCUUUACAAUGACAGUCCAGUGAAGGAUGUAAUUGUGGUGAAUGACAGAUGGGGGAACGGGACAUUCUGCAAACAUGGUGGUUACUAUAACUGUGCUGAUAAGUUUACUCCAUCCACAAUGCCCAAACACAAAUGGGAGAAAUGUAAUUCAAUAGACACAUACUCAUGGGGAUAUCGCAGGAACAUGAGGCUCAGGGAAUUAAUGGAUUUGCCCACCAUUAUAAAGGAUCUCGUCUUCACUGUAGCCUUUGGAGGAAACUAUCUGCUGAAUAUCGGACCUACGUCAGACGGCAUAAUCCCAGCCGUGUUUGAGGAGCGUCUCCGAGGUGUUGGUGCCUGGUUGAAGGUUAACGGUGAGGCCAUUUAUGCCACCACACCAUGGAGAGUUCAGACCGAGAAUGCUACUCUGCCAGUCUGGUACACUUCCAAAAACUCCACUGUGUAUGCCAUCUUUCACACCAGACCGACGCAGUACUCAUUUGAGCUCCUCUCUCCUGUAACUUCAGAAACCACUGUGGUGACUCUGUUAGGAAGGGAUGAGCCUUUAAAGUGGGCUCCACUGCAUUCAUCUGGACUGAUCCUGCUCCUGCCUGAGCUGCCGUUCACUGCCGCCGGGGCGUGGGCCAUCAAACUCAAUGGAGUGGCUUAACGGUCUAACAUGGUUCAUAGGAGACACGUUUCUAGAUGAUUUUAAUGCAAGGCUGUAGCUCGCCUUAAUAGUUUGCCUUAAUUUUUUAUUGAAAGUAAAUAAUGGAUAAAUAGUCAAUAAUUGUUUAUUGAAAGAUUAAAUGAUUUUUAUUCAAAUUUAUUUCCAGAUGCACUGUUUACAAUUUGUACCAAAUAAAUGAUUUCUGUCAUUUGUCAA
Molecule: messenger RNA, 1717 nt
Organism: Tachysurus vachellii
Lineage: Eukaryota; Metazoa; Chordata; Actinopteri; Siluriformes; Bagridae
Gene: fuca1.2
Product: alpha-L-fucosidase 1, tandem duplicate 2
Exons: 8
Coding region: 164-1501 (445 amino acids)
Biological process (GO): glycoside catabolic process; fucose metabolic process
Cellular component (GO): lysosome
Molecular function (GO): alpha-L-fucosidase activity
Source: RefSeq, a predicted model, not a curated record